Messenger RNA from Anthostomella pinea, 1491 nucleotides. The record is from the annotation of a GenBank genome assembly. NCBI's taxonomy places the organism in Eukaryota, Fungi, Ascomycota, Sordariomycetes, Xylariales, Xylariaceae.
AUGCCGACGUUUUCAUUUAUGAAGCAAACGCGGAUGGAGCUCAAGGAGCGCAAAGCGAUGCAAGCUGAGAAAGCGAAAGAGGAGCCCCCUAAGAAGCCAUACAAGCAUGUUCCCACACACGCUGCUGUGGACGCGAUAGCUACAGCUCCUGCUAGCUGGAAGCACGACGACAGACCCAGGAUCAUGGAGCAGAACAAGAGACGAAGCGCCAUGGCAGCCGGUGGAAUGAACCUCGGUGGCUUACCACGAGUCGGAAGUUCGCUGUCUUACGUCUCCUUCCCCUCGGCCUAUGCUACACCGGUCGUCUCACGUCCAAAGAAUUAUAGUUACAGCAGCAUACCCAGCUCAUUUCGUGAGAGUGUGGCCAACACCCAUGGCGACGGCGAUUAUUUAAGCCAACCAGUGAGUGUGAAGGGCAAGGAACGAGCAGUUGGGCCACGGUUCACAAUAGGCACUGAGACUCCAUUGAUGUCUUCGGGACGCGCUAGCCCAGUACUCAACAGAGGUAUUCAUGCAUCCGUAUCUGUUGCGGGAGGCUCGGGAGGCUCGGGUGGAACCGACGAUGAACAGGAGAUGAGGAGGAAGGCCCUCAAACGAGCUGCAUCUGCCGCUGACAAUCAGAUCCUACCUUUACCGAAGGUCUCCUCUUGCAAUGAGAGCUGCCAUCGCCUGCAUCCAUCUCGCUCACGAAGCAAUUCGGAGACUCCUACUGUGGAGGCUUCUGACCGGCACUAUCCUCCCCCAGCGAAAAGCACCUUUUACGCGACUCCCCGUCCCCUGAGUGGGCGGGCAUUGACUCUGGACAUGAUUGUCCCGCCUGUCCUAGCUUCACCCGACCAACCUGGCGUGUCUCCCUCCUCGUCAUCUGCCUCUGGUCGGGUUUCAACGGCUUCAUCAACGGCUUCCAUCGGUGUCGCAAAUUCCACGGCUCCGAGCUCUGCCUCAUCAUUGCGAGCGCCCUCUAUUACCGACGAGUAUCAGGCUCCGGCACAAAAUCAACAGCCUCGUGUCUACUCCAUUCAUCCCCCACAGCGGCAGACAGUGAGACGGGUAUCAAUGGAGAGGAAGAGGGCAUCAGCAGAUACUGUCGUGCUCAUAUCAGGCGGGACCGAUAUGCAGUCCCCUCAAGCCCAACAACCCCAGUUGCCUCAGUCGCCCCAAGUGCCGCAGAAAUCGAGAAGACGACUGUCCAAAUCCAGACCGCCAUCUUUCGUGGGAACAGAGCCACCGCCGAGCGCCGAUGAGUCUCCGGUGAGACCAUCGGCCGAAAUGGAGCGAGCCAAGGUACCCAGCGCCUCUGCUACCGAAGCAAUGAUCCGCGAACUCAACAAGAUGAAUGAAGCCACCGCACAUCCCGCCGUCGAAGCAGAAACUGCCCCAGCGCCUGAGGUGCAUCGGCGCAAAUUGAGCAAAAAGCCAAAGGUGGUGAACCUUGAUGAGAGUCGUCGUCGCUGGUCAUUUCGAACCAGCAAAAUCUUCUUCACAUCUUGA